This is a messenger RNA of Notodromas monacha, 5888 nucleotides long. The record is from the annotation of a GenBank genome assembly. NCBI's taxonomy places the organism in Eukaryota, Metazoa, Arthropoda, Ostracoda, Podocopida, Cyprididae.
AUGGGAAAAACUCGUCGUCGACACCCGUGGCCGGACGUCAUCGUCACUGUCAAGCCAAACACCCUUUUCCUCGUCAUCAUCAUCCUUGCCACCGUCUCCGUUUUGCCCUCAUUCUCCAGCCCACAACCACAACAACAACAACAAUCGGGGUGUCCAUCCGCUUCGGGGGACCCCCAAACCUCAUCUUGCACCUGCUACGACGUCACUCAGGGCGUGUCACUCGAGUGCCCGGAAGUUGACUUCACGACGCUCGAAAGCGUCGUCACUCGUGUCGGGAACCCCGUUGUCACACUCAGCGUCUACAACGCCGACGGCAACGUCACCGUGUUUCCCCGCGGCAUUUUCCAGCGGUCAGCUCCGAUCCGAGACCUGAAGUUCUCCCAGUGCUCCUUCGCCGAAUUCCAACCGGGGGCUUUCAAGGGCCUGGAAAAGUCCCUGGAAAGUCUGUCAAUCACGAAUUCUGAACUCACUGCGUUGCCGCUGGAUGCCGUGAAACCCCUGGGCAAGUUGGAGUCCUUGGCAAUCGUGUCCAGUCGGAUCAACGAAGUCCCGAGUUACGCGUUCCACGGGUUGCCGCUGAAGACCCUGUCUUUGGCGAGCAACGAAGUCAGGCGCAUUGCGGAAGACGGGUUUGCCGGGCUUGAAAGCAGUCUGGAGUCCCUGGAUUUAAGCAGCAAUAGAAUCCCGGGGUUCCCCGCGUUGUCCCUGAAACAACUCACGGGUUUGCAGUCACUGCAUUUGCAGGGGAAUCGGAUUUCCAAGCUGAAAUUCGACCCGAGCUUUUCUCUGCCGCUGCUGAAAACGCUGGACUUGAGCGGGAAUCAGUUGGGGAAUCUCACCGAGGACUCCCUGGACAUCUCUGACAAUCUGGAAACGGUGUCUUUCUAUUUCAACGAGUUGACAGAGUUGCCGAGGGCGCUUUUCGCCAAUGCCGAGAAGCUGAAGAACGCGGGGUUGGGUUACAACAGGAUUUCCAGCCUGGACCCGGAUUUGUUCCAGGACCGAAAGCAGCUGAAGCGCGUUGACUUGAACCACAACAGCCUGAGGAAUUUGCCCCAGGGGCUUUUCCGAAAUCUGCCGAAACUCGAGGAAGUGGUCUUGAGCAACAACCGCAUUUCCACACUCGCAGCUGACAUCUUCAAGGGCUCGUCGUCCGUCACGAUUCUGCACUUGCAAAAUAACGAGGUCUCGAAAAUCCACCCCAAGGCCUUUUCCGGACUCACUUUUUUAAUGCAGCUGCACUUGAACAACAACAAAAUCAAACGACUUCCCGGGAAGGUGUUCGAGUCGCUCAUCGCACUCAGGACCCUGAAUCUCGGCGAAAACCAGCUGAAAACCCUGGAAUACGAGUCCUUUUCCAGACUGGAAAACCUCGGGGAACUGCGAUUGCACGACAACGAAAUCGCGGUGAUUGGCAGGCAGACGUUUGCGGGACUGACGAGGUUGGCGACGCUGGUUUUGCAGAACAACCGGAUCGAGGCGAUAGAAGACGGAGCCUUUUCCAGUCUGUCUUCCCUCAAGACUCUGAAUUUGGACAGGAAUGAAAUCAAGCGAAUAGGGGUCAUUCUGGACUCGUCGGGGGCAUCGAUGUUGUCGACACUGACGAUCGUCGGCAACAACGUGGAGGAAAUACACCCGAACGCGUUCGCGAGACAAACGCGGCUCAAGUUGCUGAAACUCAGCGACAAUCGCAUUCAAACCCUGCCCAACGGCGUUUUCAAAACGAUGUCCGGCGUCAAGAAACUGUAUCUCGACAACAACCUUUUCAAGACGAUCGAAGCCUCGACUUUCAGCGGGAUGAAGUCCCUGAAUGUUUUGGACUUGGGCAAGAAUCAUUUGACGGAGUUGAGUGCGGAAAUGUUCGCCGGACUCGUCGCACUCACGGAACUGAAUUUGGAAGCGAACGAAAUCUCGACGAUCGGGCCGAAGACCUUCGAGACGUUGACCAAGUUGAAAGGACUGAGUUUGCGGGGAAACCAGUUGACGACGAUCGAGCCACACAUGUUCCACGCAGCUGGUCGCAGUUUCCUGCGCAAAUUGGACUUGGAAAGCUGCAGAAUCCAGAGAAUCUCCGAGGGCUCUUUCGACAGUCUCAACUCCCUCGAAGAACUCAAUUUGGCAUCGAAUGAACUCAGAACGUUGAGCUCAAAGUCGCUCAGCAGCUCGUCUUUGAAGGCGUUGAAGGUGUCUAGGAACCCGUUCGACUCGAUCCCGGAUAUUUCCGCUUCCGUUCCGGGAUUAGUAGUGUUUGAGAUGGACGAAGUGCCGUUCACUGAAGUUCCGCGCGACUUUUUCGCACGAUGGAAGGAUUUGCAACGGCUCAGCAUCGUUGGCAACAAUUUCCCGGGAUUAACGUUGGAGCACUUGAGGAGUCUUGGGAACUUGAGGGAACUUUUGGCAGAGAACACGAGUCUAGUGGACACUUCCUUUUUCCGCUCCGAAGCCCCGUUGGCAACGCUGGAGCACGUGGAUUUGUCCGGAAAUAAUUUUCCCGAGGUCCGGAGAUCCAUGAUUGCAUUGGUCAGGAAUGCGAGGUUCUUGGACCUGAGAGCCAGUCAAGUGUCAAAGGUGGAGCCCAGGGCAUUUGACGACGUGUCAAAUUUGCGAGUCCUGGAUUUGUCCGGGAACCGUUUGGACUUUUUAUCCCCGGCCACAUUCAGCGGAUCCCCGCAAGUCGAACGCAUGGAUUUGAGCGGAAACCUUUUCACAGCGUUGCCAUUCUCUGUGCGAAAAUCGAGUUUGAAAAUGCUGCGGACUUUGAACAUGGCCGGGAACCCACUGGUGAACGUUCGCGGCCCCGACGAAUUCCACUUGUCGGGUUCCGGGGCCGUCAUUUCCGAAGCUGAAACCACGGCCUUGUUGCAAUCCAACAUCGCCGAACUCGACUUAUCCCGGGGCAAACUCACUUACGUGUCAACCCACGACUUUGAGGGUUUCGGGGAACUCACUACACUGAGUUUGAGAGAAAACGCAGUUUCCGAAGUCUCAGUCGGGGCCUUUGAGCACUUGGGCUCACUCACGACACUGGACCUGAGUUUCAACGAGCUGUCGAGACUCGACAACGGACGACUCAGGGGAUUAGUUUCGCUUAAAUCCCUGAACGUCACCAGGAAUUUCCUGGACUCCUUGGUGGGAUUAGUGAACGUGAGGGGAUUGAAAGUGAUUGACGCGUCUUACAAUCGGAUCGCGACGUUGGACUCGGAUGCCUUUGCCGGCAUGGAAGCCUUGGAGGCACUCAUAAUCCGAGGCAAUCUCAUCAACAUUGUCAGUUCCAAGACGUUUUUGCCGCUCAAGUCACUGAGCUUGUUGGACUUGAGUGACAACAAGGUUGAGAAGAUUUCCCCCAGAGCUUUCCGGCCUGUGGAGGAUAAGUUGAAGACCCUGCUUCUCACUGGCAAUCCAUUUGCUUGUGACUGCUCGAUCGAAGCCCUGUAUUCUUGGCUGAAUGAGCAUGAGUCAUCCUUGACGAGGUCCAAGACCGACAGCGGCAAACUGAUGGACAAUGACAACCAAAUGAUUUCCACGGGUUACGGUGCCCUGGCCAACAGGGAUCGGAGGUCGUCGGCACCCGACAGACAAAUACCCACUUGUUCCUCGCCUCCAGAACUGAAAGGAACCCCGCUGACAGACAGUACCUUGAUGGAAGCGUGUUCUACACCCCUGGUGACUGAUCUGGUGGUCGAGGGUGUGGAAACCACGGGCCUGGUUGUCUCCUGGGAUGCGAAUUCCAUGUUGUCACAUCCCCCUGUUCGAGCUUUCAAACUGGUCUACCAGUCAAUUGGGGAUGACAAUGAGGGCACAGUGAACAUCCUGGACCUUCACACUGACAUCACUGCCUACAAACUCAAUGACCUCAGCCCAGGCACUCGUUACCACGUGUGCAUAAUUGCAGUGGAAGGUUCAUCUCCAGUAUCCAUGACUUCUGCUGAAGCCUUCCAAGCAUCUGAACCUGUUCGAGCUUUCAAACUGGUCUACCAGUCAAUUGGGGAUGACAAUGAAGGCACAGUGAACAUCCUGGACCUUCACACUGACAUCACUGCCUACAAACUCAAUGACCUCAGCCCAGGCACUCGUUACCACGUGUGCAUAAUUGCAGUGGAAGGUUCGUCUCCAGUAUCCAUGACUUCUGCUGAAGCCUUCCAAGCAUCUGAAGUAUCUUCAUCUUCAUCCCAACAACACCAACACCGAGAUCGGAAAUGCACAGAAGCCAAAACAGUUCCCUCACCCUCAUCCACCAGCAGCAGCAGCAGUGGAGCAGGUGACAUGGACUCCACGUCAUCAGACUCAGCUGCCGAAGUGACGACAACAGCGGGAUUCCCGCUGCUGCUGGUCGUCGUCAUUGCCAGUGCCGUCGUCGCGGUGUUGUGUCUCGCUGCUGCUGUCGGGGUGCUGAUGACGCGUCGCAAGAGUCGACGACGCGUGUCGCAGCGGCGGCGCCAGGGAACCAACAACGGCUCCGCCCCCAUGUUGUUUGGUGGACAACAACAACACCAGCACCACCACCAACAGCAAUCGUCGCCGAAACUCACGCAUAAUGGGAACGGCACGCUGCCCAUGAGUGUGAAUGGGAACGGAGUCGAUUAUUCCGCGUAUCGACACUUUUCGAUGCGUAGCGACGCUGCUUUCGACGGCGCUUAUGUGCCCACGAAUAACGGCUCAAGGUCGAAUGGUUACUGAAAAAGAAAAAAAAAAGGAAUCAAGAGGAAGAAGAAACUCUCGGGUUGUUGUGCUUGUGACGCAGCCGUCUUGGGAAAUGUUCCAUAUCCACAGCAGUACAGUGCGGUACCUGCCGCAUACCCAGUGCUGCGACACCUAGGGGAUUUGAAUCGAAACAAUGCGUUGGAAGUCUCCGCGUUUCUGCAACAGAGGACAGAAUUCGUGUUCCGAAAAAAACGGCCUCGUACACGUAUAGAACAUGCUGUCACAUAGCAUAUGUGUAUGUUGCAGAGAAAAAGACAUUUUCCACUUGUUUCCUUUGAAAACUCGGUACUAUAUUUUGAGAAGUACAAUGGAGGCUUCAAACGUGUUGUCAAAAUCUCAAACAAAUAUUCUUUGGAUACAAGAUUAAUUUAAGUCAAAAUACUUGAAAUGUCAGUAAUAAAAUAUUGAAAUAGCUUUCGUGCAUGGGCUAGGGAUUCUAUUCUAGUGGAGCCAUAACUUCUACGAAAUUUGACCCAUCCAUUCAUUUUCUAAGUUCAAGCAGUAAAUUUUUUCAAGCCGCAUUUUCAAAUUUUGGAGUUUGUUGGACCCAGAAGAUACUUAAAUUAAUCUAAACAAUUAAAUGAACUUGAAACGUCUGCUUCUCUUUGUAAUUUGUUAUUUGGCAAGUAAAUUUCAUCUUCUCAAAAGGAUGGGAAGAAACUAUUAGCAUUUCCACAUCCAUAUUAACCAUGGUGAAUAAAAAGUGAACAGUGGUCGGUAGGUUCUUAAAUGUUCCUUUCAAAAAAAAAAAGUUGAGUCCAACAAUAACAUUUUAUCCCGAAAGAUUUAGAGAAUAUAUGGAAUACUCUUUGUCCUAAAUUUGGAAUAGGGUGAGAUUUUAUAGAAUCUCUGAGGAAAGGAAGGUGAUUUCUUGUGGAACAUUUUUCAAGAUGGCUGUCUGGAAAAUAUUGUUUUUUUUUUCUGGAAUCCUUGAAGGAAAAUGUGGGUUGAAGGAAGAGCAACUUACAAGGUGUGUUCAGAGUGUCAGAAGCUUGCCAGGCAGGGAGUCACAUUGAAAUGUCUUGUCAGCUUUCUAGAAGCAAUCCUGUUUUUUGUUUAUUCUUUCAAGGUAUAUCUUCCAGUUUUUUUUUUGUGAGAAUCUUUUAACUGGUUCUGUGGACUUACUCGGGACUGGAUAUUUUCAUUUUACAAGUGAUUGUUGGGCGGAAGAGGUUUUCAGAAAGUGC